CCCAGGAACUGCUACGAACUCUACCUUAGAUCUAUAGCCGAAGACAAAAGCCUGUAAGCAGAGUUCCGGACUGUAAGUCUUACUACUCACCAUCAUUUCUGGACACGUUACCGACUAAGAGAUCUAUCACCGUCCCUAAGGUAGAGCUGAGCCCCGUUUCUGGAAAGCAUUUAUGGAAUUAAAGAUGGAGGUCGGAAAAGAGUGUUUUCCUAAACAAAGGCAAGUCCUGAUUCUCUUUCUCAUGUUGGGAGUGGCUCUGGCAGGCUGGAAAUCCCGACGCUAUUCCGUGAUGGAGGAAACAGAGAGUGGUUCGUUUGUGGCCAAUCUGGCCAAGGACCUGGGGCUAGGAGUUGGGGAGCUAGCCGCGCGGGGAGCCCGGGUGGUCUCUGAGGAUAACGAACCCCGCUUGCAGCUUGAUCUGCAUACCGGGGAAUUGAUACUGCAUGAGAAACUGGAUCGGGAGGAGAUGUGCGGCCCCACAGAUCCAUGUGUAAUGCAUUUCCAAGUGUUACUGAAAAAACCACUGGGAGUAUUUCGAGCUGAACUACUGGUGAGAGACAUAAAUGAUCAUUCUCCUGAGUUUCCUGAAAGAGAAAUGACUCUGAAAAUCUCAGAGACUAGCCCUCCUGGAACCGUGUUUCCACUGAAAAAAGCCCAGGACUUGGACGUGGGCAACAACAACAUCCAAAAUUACAGUAUCAGUUCCAACCCUCAUUUCCAUAUUUCUACCCGCACCCGGGGGGAUGGCAGGAAAUACCCAGAGCUGGUACUGGACAAAGAGCUGGAUCGCGAAAAGCAGGCCGAACUCAGCUUAACCCUCACAGCGCUGGAUGGCGGCUCUCCACCCCGGUCUGGCACCGCCCAGGUUCGCAUCUUGGUCUUAGACGUCAAUGACAAUGCCCCUGAGUUUGCACAGACACUCUACCAGGUGCAAGUUCCAGAGAACAGCCCUGUAGGCACGCUAGUAGUCAAGGUCUCUGCUAGAGAUUUAGACACUGGGACAAAUGGGGAAAUAUCAUACUCCUAUUUUUAUAGUUCCCAAGAAAUAAGCGCAACUUUUGAGCUAAACAACCUUUCAGGAGAAGUUCGCCUACUUAAAAAAUUAGAUUUUGAGACAAUAUCUUCAUAUGAGCUGGAAAUAGAUGCGACUGAUGGUGGGGGGCUUUCUGGAAGAUGUUCUGUCUCCAUUGAGGUGGUGGAUGUUAACGAUAACUUCCCAGAACUAACGAUUUCAUCACUCACCAGCCCCAUUCCUGAAAAUUCUCCAGAGACAGAAGUGGCCUUGUUUAGAAUUCGAGACCGAGACUCGGGGGACAACGGAAGGAUGACUUGUUCCAUCCAGGAAGAUCUUCCCUUCGUCCUGAAGCCAUCAGAAGAGAAUUUCUACACCCUGGUAACAAAUGGGGCGUUAGACAGAGAGACAAGAUCCGAGUACAACAUCACCAUCACCGUCACCGACUUGGGGACCCCCAGGCUGAAAACGCAGCACAACAUAACCGUGACGGUCUCCGACGUCAACGACAACGCCCCCGCCUUCAGCCAAACCACCUACACCCUGCGCGUCCGCGAGAACAACAGCCCCGCCCUGCACAUCGGCAGCGUGAGCGCCACGGACAGGGACUCGGGCGCCAACGCCCAGGUCACCUACUCGCUGCUGCCGCCCGCGGACCCGCAGCUGCCCCUGGCCUCCCUGGUGUCCAUCAACGCGGACAACGGGCAGCUGUUCGCGCUCAGGUCCCUGGAUUACGAGGCGCUGCAGGCGUUCGAGUUCGGCGUGCGCGCGGCCGACCGCGGCUCGCCCGCGCUCAGCAGCCAGGCGCGGGUGCGCGUGCUGGUGCUGGACGACAACGACAACGCGCCCUUCGUGCUGUACCCGCCGCAGAACGGCUCUGCGCCCUGCACCGAGCUGGUGCCCAGGGCGGCCGAGGCGGGCUACCUGGUGACCAAGGUGGUGGCGGUGGACGGCGACUCGGGCCAGAACGCCUGGCUGUCGUACCAGCUGCUCAAGGCCACGGAGCCCGGGCUGUUCGGCGUGUGGGCGCACAACGGCGAGGUGCGCACGGCCCGGCUGCUGAGCGAGCGCGACGCCGUCAAGCACAGGCUGGUGGUGCUGGUCAGGGACAAUGGCGAGCCGCCGCGCUCGGCCAGCGUCACGCUGCACGUGCUGCUGGUGGACGGCUUCUCGCAGCCCUACCUGCCGCUCCCGGAGGUGGCGGCGGCCGAGGCGCGGGCCGACCCGCUCACCGUCUACUUGGUCGUCGCCUUGGCGUCCGUGUCGUCGCUCUUCCUGUUCUCGGUGCUGGUGUUCGUGGCGGUGCGGCUGUGCAGGCGGAGCCGGGCGGCGUCUGCGGGUCGCUGUUCGGGGCCCGAGGGCCACUUUCCGGGCCACCUGGUGGACGUCAGCGGCGCGGGGACGCUGUCCCAGAGCUACCAGUACGAGGUGUGUCUGACGGGAGACUCGGGGACCAAUGAGUUCAAGUUCUUGAAGCCCUUCUUCCCCAGUAUUCUAAACCAGGACCUUGGGAGGAAGUCAGAGGGAAAUCCAACGUUCCAGAAUAGUUUAGGUAUCUGAAAGUUUCCUGUUUGCUUUUACAUUAGCUUUGUCUCCUUCACCUUUCUGUUUAUUUUUUAAUCCAGUAGUAAUUUUAAUUCUACUACCCCCCCCCCAUUUUCCAUAGUAAAUUUACUUUGCUUUGUUGGCUUGGUUGUCUUAUGAUUAUUUUUACAAUUAUUGUAUAAUCAGCAAAUAUUUUAUAUCAGGAAAUUCACAUUUCUGAUUAAAAUUUUCAUACUCAUUCCUAAAGGAUAAUAUGAAAAUUAACCUCUUAGAAUAAACAAUUCUCAUUUUGAAAGUAUUUUACUGACUAUAUGAUAUUACAUAAGAAUGUCUGAUUCCUUUUAACAUACUUCGUUUUUAAAUUACUGGAAUCCUUUUAGUUUCUAUUAGUAACACAGCUACAACUUUUGUAUAACCCCUUGUGAGUUUUGGGUGAAAUCAGUUUGUAUAUACUAAUGUCUAGUUUCUUCUGAGUUCUGUUUGGAUUUUUCUUUUACUAAUAGGCAUCAAUGUAUAUAUUUUCAUGCUAUUUAUUUUUUAAAAAAUCACACUUGUAAUCAUUAGAUUUUCGCUCUGAAAUAUAUAUGUCACCUCAUGAAAGUAUAUCUUUAUUAUGAUUUUUUUCUCAUAUUAAUUAAUGUUGAAAAGACUUAUGGGUUGUCACUUACAUGUAACUUAAAUUACAGUCCUGUUAAGAGUCCUGGGCAGAUUUGCUGAUACCCAGAUUGACUGUGUUGAGGACGUUCCUAGAUACUCUAAAGACUCUAGUAUCGAGUAAUACAUUGCUUACAGUUGUCCCCUGGGAUUGCAGAGUAAUUCUCAAAUGAGUUCCAAAUUCUAGGCCUAGUGGAGCUUUUGAUGAUACAAUAUGCCAGUAUCUACUUGCCUUUGGAUGAUGACAUUGUGCUUAUUGUUAAGGGAUUUGAAAGAAAAUACAUUGUAUAUUACUAUUAGUUAGCCAAAGAAAAUUUAUCUCAACCUUCAGGAGCCUCUUAAUUUUGGAAAUGCUAUAAAAUGGUGUGCGUAGGAAGAAUAAUGGCCCCCUAAAGACAUCUGCAUCCUAAUUCCCGGAACCUGUGAAGAUGUUAUGCUAUACUGUGAAGAGGAAUUAGGUUCAGAUGGAAUUAAGGUUGCUAAUUAGCUAACUUUAAAAUAGGGAGAAUAUCCCAGAUGUUCUGUGUAGGAGUGAUUUAUAAGUCAGAAGGCUUUAAGAACACAUCUGAGUUUUCCCCAGAUGAGGAAGAAAUUUUGUCUGUGGGCAGUGGCUUCAGCUUGUGCUCCAGAGUUUCAGCCAGCCCUGUAAUUGCCUACCCUACAGAUAAUGGACUUGCCUAGCCAGCUCUCACAAUUGAGUAAGUCACUUCCUUGCAACAAAUCUUUCAUUUUGUAUCUCCUAAUGGUUCUGUUUCUGCAGUUGAACACUGAAUGCCACAGGUUUUGUUACCUGGGAGUGGAAUGCUGUUGUAACAACUAAAAUCAUGAAAGUUGUUUUGGAACUGGAAGGAAGGCAGAGGCUGGAAGGAUUUUGAAAAGCAUGAUGGAAAAAGUCUAGAUUGUUUUGGACAGACUGUUAGUAGAAAUAUGGAUGUUAACAAUUCUGCUAUCAAAGUCUCAGGAGGAAAUGAGCAUGGUGGAGAAAAUAUACGUUGCCUUACGGAAUACCUAAAUCCUUGUAAAGAGAAUGCUGGUAGAAAUAUGGAUGUUAAAGUCACUGAUAAUGAGGGCUCAGAAAGAAAUGAGGUGAAGAAGGUGAUAUUGGAAAGUAAAGAGAAUCCUUGUUAUAUAGUAGCAGAAAACUAGGCUGAGUUGUGUCCUGCAGUUUUACCGAAGGACUUGUAAAUAAUCAGCUUGGUUAUUUAACUGAGGAGAUUUCCAGGCAAGGAGUUGGAGGCACAACCUCAUUUCUUCUUGAUGCUUAUAAUAAAAUAUGAGAGUAAUGAGACAGAUGGAGGGAAGAACUGUUAAGCAAAAAGGGACUAGAAUUUGGUCAUGUGGGAAAUUCUCAGCCUAUUCAAAUGGCAAAAGGGGCUCAAAAAGGAAAGUCACUAUUAGGAAAGCAUGCUUUAGAGAGAAAGCCAAGGGUGUCACAGGACAACCUUUUGAUAGUGCUUUGGAAGAAUUAAUAGGUAAGAGUAUUCAGUCAUGCAGCAGGUUCUUUAAAGAGAUUAGGCAUGUGUUUCAUGGAAAUCCCAAACAUCUCAGCCCAAGUCAGGAAUAGAGAUGAGAUUACCCAGGAAAGAACUCUGAAGCAGCCCUUUGUAUAGGAGAGAAAAUCCCUGUGACAUACACAAGGGACUCAAAAGGUUCUUGAGAAUGUUAUACCGGCAGAAAUAUUACCAGCAUAAGUUGGAAGACACAGAGAGAAUGAUUGAAAAGAAACCUGUUGUACUUCACAAUUAUAUAAGCAAGAAAAGACUGAAAAAACUACUUAGCUAAAACAUGUACUACCCUCUCAUGCAAAAGAUGGCUCAUAAGACAGAGCUGGAGCCUGGAGGGUGGAGCUCCAAACCCAGGCCUUGAAAACAAAUAGAGUUUUCCUGCAUGGAUUUCUACAUUUCUUGGAACAUAUGACUGCUUUCAUUUUCUUUUUUUUUGAACUGGAAUAACUAUUGUUACAUAUGCCCUCUUGUCAUUAUACAGUUUGAAGAACAGAUAAUUAGUUUUACUGGUCCACAGAUGGAGAGGAAUUAUGCUCAGGAUAGGUAAUUAGAGUCUCAACCAUACCUAAUUUAGAUGAUGUCACUGGUGAAAUUUGGAAGUUUUGAGUUGAUGAGAUUUAGAUGAAAUUAUGGACUGAGUUGAUACUAUAAUGAGAUGAAAUCUUUGGGGACCUUGAAUAUAUAUUUUUUUAAUGUGGAAUGAAUGUGGAUCUUUGGGGGGAGCAGAGAAUGGAGUGUGGUAAGAAGGAUAAUGGCCCCACAAAGUAAUUUCUGGAACCGUGAGUAUCAAGUUUGUUAAGUGGCAAAAAGGAAUUAAAGUUGCUGAUAGAAUUAAAGUUGCUGAUAGAAUUAAAGUUGAUAAUCAGCUGACCUUAAACUAGAUUACCCUAGACAAUCCAGGUGAAUCCAAUGCAAUCACAAGAGCCCUUAAUAAGAGUCAUUAUCAGAGAGAUGUUUUAGGAAAGACUCGGCCAGCCUUUGGUGAGUUUGAAGAUGGAAGGGACCCUCCAGUGAAGGACUUCAGGGAGGCACUAGAAGCUAGAUAAGGCAAAAAUAUAUUCUCCCUUAGAGCCUACAGAAAGGGAUGCAGCCCUACCUUAAAUAUAGCCUGGUGAGACCCAUUUUAGACUUCUGACUUCUAGAAAGAACUGUAAAAUAUUAAACUUGAGUUUUUAAGUCACAAUUUUUUUGUAAUUUGUUACAGCAACAAUAGGAAGCAGAGAGAAGUGACUACUAAAAAGCCAUUUCUGAACCCAUUUUUCUUUGCCUUCCCCUAUUCUAGGCCAAAAUAUUCAUGUUCCCAUGAUCUCUUGCAGGUAGGAAUAUAGUAUUCAGCUGUUGUUAAUGAUUUGAAAGUGCUUUUGGGGAAUUUUGC
This is a messenger RNA of Lynx canadensis (Canada lynx), 6091 nucleotides long. It is a transcript of the gene PCDHB15, whose product is annotated as protocadherin beta 15. Gene Ontology annotation, molecular function: calcium ion binding. Gene Ontology annotation, biological process: homophilic cell-cell adhesion. Gene Ontology annotation, cellular component: plasma membrane. The record is from RefSeq and is a predicted model, not a curated record. NCBI's taxonomy places the organism in Eukaryota, Metazoa, Chordata, Mammalia, Carnivora, Felidae. Bases 173 to 2572 code for a protein of 799 amino acids. The transcript has a single exon.